AGUAAUCACUCAGCUGAGUGCUGACUGUUGGCGUGGCCUUCAAAGGUCAGAGUGAUGCUCCUGGCGGCUCUGCUGUGAUCGUUGCUGCUGCGGUUUCCACAGAAACAAGACAACGCUGGGUAGAAAGCAGUCGAGUCGCAACAAGAUGACAUCACCGUCGCCCACUCACAGUGACAGCAGCGGCUCCUCUAAACACGACAGUAAUCAGGAUAGCUGGGAGAUCGUGGAGGGGCUCAGGGGGGUUCCUGCCAACAUGCAAGAGCCUGACAGACAGGAGGGCUUCCUGCUCAAGAGGAGGAAGUGGCCCAUGAAGGGAUGGCAUAAGAGAUACUUCAUGUUGGAGAAAGGCAUCUUGAAGUACGCAAAGCAUGGGACUGAUCUGAAGAAGGGAAAGCUUCAUGGCUGCAUAGAUGUUGGCCUUUCCGUUAUGUCGAUCAAGAAGAAAGCCAUGUGCAUUGACCUAGACACAGAGGAUAACAUCUAUCACCUUAAGGUGAAGUCUCCGGAGCUGUUUGAAGAGUGGGUGUCGAAGCUGCGUAAUCACCGUGUGUUUCGGCAGAAUGAAAUUGCUACGUAUCCCCAUGAGAGGCACCUCUUCCACCCCCAUGCCUCAUCCUCGCCUUCACUUAAUGACUCCCUCAGAAAAAGGGCUACUCUCACCAAGCAGGCGUCAGUCCACCAGGCUAAGGUUAGCUCCUGGCUCCACUCCUCAGAGGAAAUGGACAAGGCCUGCAAAGACUUGGAGGAAUGUGAAUCUUAUCUGCUGGAACUAAAUCUACUGCUGAAGAGCAUGGAGGUCCUCCACCGCACGUACUCCGCUCCAGCCAUCACUGCACUACAAGCAUCUACUUAUGACAUCCCCAAAAAGGAGAAAAGACCGAGGAGGUGGCGAUCCAAAAACAAUGGCAAAGAAACCAAAUCCACGCUACAGGUUCCUAGCUGCAUCUCCUCCAAAUCUCCUCGCCUUCAUGCCUCCAAUCCUAACCUCUCCACCACAGAGUCAAAUGCCCAGGAGGUCUGUCCUGAAUCCCCAGACUCCCCUACAGACGUGUCACGUCUACAAGAAGACUUCUGCCGACUGGCCAACAACAUCCACGUCACACUGAAAUCAGCCUUUAGUUCCCUGUCAGCAGAGAGAGACAGAAUGAGACACACCAUCGACCUGCAGGGCCCCCAGCCAGCUCAGGUCAUGGGCUUAAAGACUUCCUUUGCCUCAGAUUGCCCAGGCGCCUCUCACUCUUUGGUCCACCAGGCCUCCAAUGAGAGCAAAGCAUCUAUCCCAGAGUCGAUAUCGGAGUUCUUUGACGCUCAGGAGUACCUGCUCUCUUCUUCUUCAUCUGAGAAUGAGGUGUCCGACGAUGACUCGUAUAUCAGUGAUGUCAGUGACAGCGUCUCCAUGGACACCUACAGCAACGAGGGAGGCAGCGAGAGACACAACUCCAUUAGCAGCGUGGUGACCCUGGCUCGUCGUCGCUCCACGCUGCCCUCUCCCUGUCCGACCAGCAGCGUGAGCCUGUGGAACAUCCUGAGAAACAAUAUUGGCAAAGACUUGUCCAAAGUGGCCAUGCCAGUGCAGCUCAAUGAGCCGCUGAACACCCUGCAACGACUGUGUGAGGAGCUGGAGUACAGCGACCUGCUGGACACCGCCAACCAAACUCAAGACCCUUACCAGCGCAUGGUGUAUGUUGCCACGUUUGCAAUCACUGCCUAUGCAUCCAGCUACCAUCGAGCAGGAAGCAAACCCUUUAACCCCGUCCUGGGAGAGACGUACGAGUGUGACAGACCUGACAAAGGCCUCAGGUUUAUAGCAGAACAGGUGAGUCAUCACCCACCUGUGUCAGCAUGCCACUCUGAUUCAAGAAACUUCAGCUUUUGGCAAGAUGUUCGAUGGAAAAAUAAAUUCUGGGGAAAAUCCAUGGAAAUAGUUCCCAUGGGAACCACACAUGUCACACUACCUGCCUUUGGUGACCACUACGAAUGGAACAAAGUGACAUCCUGCAUCCAUAACAUCCUGAGUGGCCAACGCUGGAUCGAACACUAUGGAGAGAUGGCCAUUAAAAAUGUCAACAGUGAUGCCUGCCAGUGUAAAAUAACAUUUGUCAAGGCUAGAUCAUGGAGCUCUACAGUGAACGAGAUCGAGGGUGUGGUUACAGAUUCAAAUGGAAAAGUGGUGCACUCCAUUUUUGGAAAAUGGCACGAGUCAGUGUUUCAAGGUGACCCACCUUCUGCCACGUGUAUCUGGAGAGCAAAUCCCAUGCCAGAGGACCAAGAGCAGUACUAUGGCUUCACACAGUUUGCAGUGGAGCUGAAUGAGCUGGACUCCACCUUAAGACCUCUGCUGCCCCCCACAGACACACGCUUCAGGCCGGACCAGAGGCUGCUGGAGGAGGGAAACACAGAAGGAGCUGAGGAGCAGAAACAGAGGAUAGAGCAGCUCCAGAGGGAGAGGAGGAAAGUGCUGCAGGACAACAACAUGACACACCAGCCACGCUUUUUCAAGAAGUCUAAGGAUGACACAUGGGUGAGCAACAACACUUACUGGGAGCUGCGGAGGGAUCCCGGCUUCAGCAAAAUGGACUUCCCUGUAUUGUGGUGAACUCAAACGUUUCCAGUGAAAUUAAAACACAGAGAGGGAAGUAUAAAACUGAACUGAGACCAGCCUUCUGACCUGGUCACCAUGAAUUGUUCCAUGUCAUGGUAACCCAAACCCACAUGGACUUUCUGCUUCUUGUUUGAGGACUGAGCAGAACCUGUAGAAAUUCUUUUGGUUUUGUUUCUGUUGCUUGUAAUAGUACAUUUUUCUCCUCUUUUAACUGUAAUUUACACAGUGUCCCUGUAGACUAAACAUGCAUAUCAAUAUGUUUCGCUGCAUCUCAGCAUUUACCAAAGUGCCUUUUUAUUUGUAGUGCUGCACAGAAAUGAACUGCUGUAGCAAUUAUGCAGAAACUGUUUUAUUCAGAAAAAUGAAAAAUGUUUGGAUGCUGUCAGUGUGACGCUUCACUGGAGAGAUAAGGACAGGGUUAGAGGUGACGAAGAUCUGAACUUGCUCACAUACUCCCAUUCAAAGAAUUUCCUUUUACUUAAGCACACUGUACUCAGAGGUUCUAAUUAUAGAACAGGAUGUCACCUUUUUCAGUAUGCUGCCUUGCUAUUAUCGGUCAUGACUGACAUAGGAUUAUGGAGACAGAAAACAACAGUAAUACUUCAUGUUGAAAGAAUUUAAUAAACUGCAAAGGGUGGGCAAGUAA
Molecule: messenger RNA, 3248 nt
Organism: Amphiprion ocellaris (clown anemonefish)
Lineage: Eukaryota; Metazoa; Chordata; Actinopteri; Pomacentridae
Product: oxysterol-binding protein-related protein 3-like
Exons: 22
Coding region: 146-2596 (816 amino acids)
Cellular component (GO): perinuclear endoplasmic reticulum; plasma membrane; intracellular membrane-bounded organelle
Molecular function (GO): cholesterol binding
Source: RefSeq, a predicted model, not a curated record